AGAUGGCCCAGAGGCUGGGGCUCCGGCGGCUGUUGUCCCUCACCCCUAGAGUGCUGCCCCCACAGGGCCCCCUGGCACCGCGUGUCCCCCCGGAACCCCCUGGCAGGGCCUUCAGCACCUCAGCAGGCUGCAGCAGCACCUUCAACGUGCAGGAUGGCAGUGACUUCCAGGACCGGGUGGUGAACAACCCCAAACCCGUUGUGGUGGACUUCCACGCACAGUGGUGUGGCCCCUGCAAGAUCCUAGGCCCCAGGUUGGAAAAGAUGGUGGCCAAGCAGGAGGGGAAGGUGCUGAUGGCCAAAGUGGACAUUGAUGAUCACACAGACCUUGCUAUUGAAUAUGAGGUGUCAGCAGUGCCAACCGUGCUGGCUAUGAAGAACGGAGAUGUUGUGGAUAAGUUUGUGGGCAUAAAGGAUGAGGAUCAGCUGGAGGCAUUCCUCAAGAAACUCAUCGGAGCCUGAAGUAAAAGGGUGGCUGUACCUCUGCCUCUGGAGACAUCCACGCUGUGCAUUCCUUGCCUGGGAGAGCCAAGGGGCACAUGAACUGCCUGCCUUCUAGAACCUGUGGUUUUAUUCUCGUUUAGGGUUUUUAGGAGAUGGACAGUGUUGUAACCCUUCCCUCCCACUCCCCCUUCCCCUUCUCUUGAGCAGCAGUAGUUGUAAAGGGCGCAGAGAAGCAGGGCUGCUUAUUCUCAAAAUGGGGAAUGCGGCUGGAAUUAGGAGCCUGUGUUUAUCAGCAAAGAGCUGACACACAGAGCUGCUGCUGCUGCUGAGUUAAGAGGAGGAAUGUUUUUUUUUUUGCGUAGAAUCAGAUAUCCCAGUGCAGAGGGCAGCUGCUCCCUGCAAGAUGUGAGUACAUACCUGCGCUGGGUGGGUUUGUUUAAAGCUGAGAAUGUCUCUGCCUUGUCUGUGAAACCUCUUUGUCCCUCUGUCCUCCUGUUGCUGGGACAGGUACAACUCCUUCACAAAUCCAUGGGCUCCCAUUGUAAUUUUAUAAAAGAAAAUAGAAGUAUUUUAUGGAUCUCCUUUUGUAGGUCUGUAAUAAAGAGAACUUUAUCAGUCACUGCUGUCUAGCUGGAGAAUAAAAAUUGAUUC
This is a messenger RNA of Pterocles gutturalis (yellow-throated sandgrouse), 1094 nucleotides long. It is a transcript of the gene TXN2, whose product is annotated as thioredoxin 2. Gene Ontology annotation, molecular function: protein-disulfide reductase activity. Gene Ontology annotation, cellular component: mitochondrion. Lineage: Eukaryota; Metazoa; Chordata; Aves; Pterocliformes; Pteroclidae. Bases 3 to 461 code for a protein of 152 amino acids. The transcript is spliced from 3 exons. Gene Ontology annotation, biological process: cell redox homeostasis. The record is from RefSeq and is a predicted model, not a curated record.